AUGUUACCAUUUCUGAAUCUGAAUAGUCGAUUAGUUAUUUUGCUAACAGAGCUAAUUAUAUCAAAUCAAUUUGCUUUAUUUGAUAAGAAAUUUUAUGAUAAACAAUUAAAGGAUGGACAGUUAUUACGUUCAUAUCAAAGCAAUGAGCAUCUUUCAUGUCAGCGGAAUUGUACGGAAUUGAAUCCAGAAACAGUACUUCAGAAUUGUCCAACAUUAAAACGUGGUCUUACAUGUGGCAAAUAUAAAGUAUACCAUUAUCAUCGUCGUUGUUCAAUUGCAACAGUUUAUUGUCGACGAAAUAUGACGAACGUUAAGGAAGUUGCGGUAUAUGUAGCUGUUACAGGCAUUGAUUUGAAUGCUAACAAAACUGGCUUAUUUGUGUUACCAUAUAUUGAUAGAGAAGAGAUGUCCGUACCACAAAUAGUUGUUGAAAAAGCUCAUCAUGGAAAUGGUAAUAUGGGUGAGCUUGUUUGUGAUUCAAAUGGUAAUUGGAUCUUAUAUGAUACAAAUUAUCGAUACAUGGUUGAACAUCUAUUUUGUUUAGUUGUCGAAGCAAGAAAUUUGAAUUAUUUAUUGGAUUUACGACGUCCUGAAUUUGACCGUGCGAAAUCAUUGAUACCAUAUCAACUCGGUGAUCCCGAAUUUUUUGAUCAACCGUGA
Messenger RNA from Cercopithifilaria johnstoni, 660 nucleotides. NCBI's taxonomy places the organism in Eukaryota, Metazoa, Nematoda, Chromadorea, Rhabditida, Onchocercidae. The record is from the annotation of a GenBank genome assembly.